Messenger RNA from Photinus pyralis (common eastern firefly), 1239 nucleotides. RefSeq lists its product as uncharacterized. The transcript has 3 exons. Gene Ontology annotation, molecular function: peptidase inhibitor activity. Lineage: Eukaryota; Metazoa; Arthropoda; Insecta; Coleoptera; Lampyridae. The coding region runs from base 52 to 318 and encodes 88 amino acids. The record is from RefSeq and is a predicted model, not a curated record.
UUUAAAUACACCUCUUACACACGCAGAUCUUCAUAAACGCCUCAAAAAGCCAUGAAGGUCGUAGUGAUACUUGUUGCCGUGGUGACGCUUGCAGUUGGGGACGCGUUUGUUUGCAAGGAGGGAGAAAGUUACAAGGAAAACAAUUGCAACAACUGCGGGUGUUUCAACGGGAACUUAGGAUGUACCAUGCGCCUAUGUGAAUCCGGCCUCACCAAACAGAUGCUUAAGUGUAAAGUGGGAACGAUGUCUACUAACGCCUGUAACAGUUGCUGGUGCGUCGAAAAUUUGGGCACCAUUUGCACCAAUAAUAAGUGCUAAUUCAAUUUUGUAAUAACCCCCACCUUGGACCUUGACAAGUUUUUCUUCGUAAAAUUAUUUAUUAAAGCAAGCAGGUACAUUAUUAGAAAUAGGUUGUUCGUCUGUCCCUCCGUCCGUCUGUGUGCACGAGUUGUGAGGUCACGAUAACCCUCAAGCUGAAGGUCUUAGGGUUAGAUCUUCUUGGUCCAAGUAAGAAACGUAUUGACUAUGGAGUUAAAAUGCAAAAGGUAACCAAAGUCAUCAAUUUUACAGUUACAAAGACACGCGUUCACCUAAAAGUAAACAGAGAUUUGGGUUACGGGGCAAAAGGCUGAUUACAUUGAUUUACGCGGAAAAAAUUCUAGUGCAUACCGCGAAAUUAGACAAAGAUUUUUGUGAAAAGGCGCACGUUUUAAUCGCAUAAAUUAAACGACCAAGGACAAACUAAUUAAGCGCACCAGUAUAUUUUCUUUGCAAUAAAGGGAUAUUGUAGAAAAAUCAGUGUAGUCAUUUCACUGCUAUUGAAAGCAAAAAUGACAUGACCGGUGAGUUCGCACUCGUAAUGCCAACAGUCUUCUAGUUAUCUGUAUCCAAAAAAUAUUCAUAAAUAAAUAAUAUGUAAAAUUCGGAUUCCGUGAAAAUAUCUCCUUUUGUUGGUGACACAGGUUCAUAAUAAUUUACAAAACCGAUCAUUAAAAAAAACCACGCCUAACGAACAAUUUAUUGAUUUGCGUAAGAAUGUAAUGCAGGGUCAGUUCCAGGCCGCAAGGUUCAAUCUACAGCUCUGUUCUUUGAUUCUCCCGAAAUGUUGUUUCCCUUUUUGAGUGUAAUUAAGUAGAUGCCUAAGUGAUAACGACUCUUAGCGGCAUUUAUCUCUCUAUACAACUUUAAUCGAAGGUUACCGUACCCAGGACCUUCAGAUACCUUCUGGACUGGAGAAGA